CGCGGCCGGGGGGCUCUCGGCUGGGUCCCCGCUGCCUGCGAGCCGCUUGGCGCAGGGCCAGGCUCCGGCGUGGCUGGCGCUGAGGCGUAUUUGCGCAGAUAAUGGCGCUGGUGUGUACACGUAGGGCGAGCUCUGGGGCGCUGGGCGUUAAAGCGGGCAGCGGCGGUGGGGAGCGAGCCCUCUGCCGUGCUGGCCGCAGCGCAGUGAGCUGGGGGUCGUGGUGUGUGUUAACUAUACACACUCUCAUCUCAGUUGCCUUUUUUCUUGAGCUGUGGGUUUGACACAGGUUAUGGCAUAGAGAGGUGUUCUGGAGAUUCUUGUUCUGAUGCUGGCAAAAUACCUGCUUCGUAUUUCAUAUUUUUUUUUGUUUCCUUUCCACGUCACAGCCAUUGAUAUGGAGUUUACUGGGUUAUAUUCAACUGCCACCCAAAAUAACAAGCCCAGCCUGUUUGAUUCCCCUGUGGAACUGUACUUGAAGGCCAGGCAGAGCAUUCAGCGCUUCACUGUUACUCAGCUUGGGCUGGCAAUAUUCUCAAAUGAAAAUUCGAACAAUUACGGAUGUUGAAUUUGCCCUCUCUGCAUCUAGCAUUCAGUUCCUGUCUCAUUAUGGCUUUGACUAUAAUAAGUUCCUCAAAGAUGGAAUCCCAUACAUGAAUGAGGUACAGGAGAAGAUCUUUAGCCAGCAUCUCUUAGCGGGUAGCUGGAACAUCAGCAGUGUUGUGAACAGGGAUGUGCUGAAGAAAGCUAUUGAUGAAGUGACCUGUUGGGUGGGUGCAGCAGAGGAAGAGGAGACUCUGAUUCUGCAGGAUCUGAGCGGCUAUCAGGUGUUUGAAGUUCAGCUGGUUCUGAGACAAGCUCUCCAAAAUGUUUGGACACAACCUCUUGGAGACAAGAAGGUAAUGGUGAAAAAAGUGAGUCCACAGCAUCGUUGGCUUCUGGAGAACUCUCCUUAUGACUCCUGCCGGAAGGAGCUCAUUCUCCUAUCUGCCCGGGGCUUCACUAACCUCUUCCAGACACUUGUUAAAGCCAAGAAGCCCCUGGUGGGACAUAACAUGCUUAUGGACCUUAUGCAUCUUCAUGACAAGUUCUACAAGCCCCUUCCAGAAAGCUAUGAGGAGUUUAAAAGAAACAUUCACAACCUGUUUCCUGUCCUCAUAGACACCAAGACUGUAACAAAAUCUGUCUGGAAGAAGCAUCCAUUUCCUCGAGUAUCUAACCUUUUGGAGAUAUAUUCAGUUUUGUGUAGCAGCAACCUGAAUUCCAAAGAUUCAGCAUGCCCAGUGAUAACUCCUGCAAGUGACUGCUCAAGAUAUGCUGAGAAGAAAUGUCCUCAUGAGGCAGGCUAUGAUGCAUUUCUCUGUGGUUCAGUUCUUCUGAAGUCGGCUCAUUUGCUACUGUGCGGAUACACAGAUGAUGCAGUGGAGGUUGAUUCUUCUUUCUCUCGAUAUCUCCCCGUGUUAGCAGAGUAUCUGAACAAAGUGAACGUCAUCCGAGGUGGUGUUGCUAGCAUUAAUUUUUCUGGGGAAGAUGCUCCCUGUCAGCGUCCGCCUCUCUUGGUUGUCCAUGUCCGAGGCUGGUCAGGGCUGAAUGAAAGGCAGAUUCGCCAAGAGUUUAAAGCAUUUUGUCACUUUGAUGUGAGACGGCUUUCAAAGGACCAGUUCCUUCUUCUCUCCAAUAAAUUUAAGCACGUCAGACGCGUUCUGCGAGAUGCUAACCAUCCCCCUCGCCUGGGGGUAUCCAUCUACCGCCACUGGAGACACUCUCCGAGCAUCAGCUGCCUGCUGCAAGUCUCUGGUAUUGUGGCACUCUGGUCUCUCUUGGCCUUUGUACUCGGAGGAGCUCCCUGCUGUUCAUUCUAAAGGACUGCCUUACAGAUGGGGCGUGAGGAACGCAGAUUUUUUUGUGUUUGUCUAUGUUUUGUUUUGUUGUAUUUUGCUCAAUAAAUAUGUGGGGGCAAAAAGCUA
This is a messenger RNA of Falco peregrinus (peregrine falcon), 1964 nucleotides long. RefSeq names its product PARN like ribonuclease domain containing exonuclease 1 (gene PNLDC1). Gene Ontology annotation, molecular function: RNA binding; poly(A)-specific ribonuclease activity. The transcript is spliced from 18 exons. The record is from RefSeq and is a predicted model, not a curated record. Gene Ontology annotation, cellular component: cytoplasm; endoplasmic reticulum. NCBI's taxonomy places the organism in Eukaryota, Metazoa, Chordata, Aves, Falconiformes, Falconidae. Gene Ontology annotation, biological process: nuclear-transcribed mRNA poly(A) tail shortening. The coding region runs from base 537 to 1859 and encodes 440 amino acids.